Molecule: messenger RNA, 4458 nt
Organism: Penicillium lagena
Lineage: Eukaryota; Fungi; Ascomycota; Eurotiomycetes; Eurotiales; Aspergillaceae
Exons: 3
Coding region: 1-4458 (1485 amino acids)
Biological process (GO): negative regulation of transcription by RNA polymerase II; chromatin remodeling
Cellular component (GO): nucleus; chromatin
Molecular function (GO): ATP hydrolysis activity; chromatin binding; ATP binding
Source: RefSeq, a predicted model, not a curated record
AUGUCUUCUACUUCAGCUGAGUCCCGCACCGCCUGGCGUCCCUCCAAAGCUCUCCAGAUGGAGACAGCGUUCGCUAUUCAUAUUCCAGCAGUUGACAACUCCGAGGAGUACAAGUUCCUGCCCGGUCAUUUUGCUAUUGACCGUGUCUUGGAAGUGAAUUCAACCGACGGUAAAUCUACAUACACUGUCAAACUCCAAAGUGGUGAGCGCGAGACGUCCCCGUCGCUUGCUGAUCGCUCAUACCUCGCACAGAUGUCAUACUCUCAGCUAUCAAACAUGGAUAAUGGACCGCAGUCGCUGAGCGAGUUCAAGGAAGGAUCAGAGUCCAAUGAGGAAUCAGACUCGAGCGAUAAUGAAAUCGAGUCCAGUGACGACGAAAUUCAAAUCGUUGGAGCACGUCGUUUUUCCCGACAUCCGUUUCCAUCCACCGACGGUGCAGCAUCUGAGAACGGAACCGAAAUGCAAUCGUCGAGAUCUUCCAGCUCUCGGGGUCUGCUGCGCCAUGCAACGACAGGCGGAUACACUCAAUUCUAUGACCCUAUGGACCUUGAAGAUUCAGACAGCGAUGAUGUUACACCCGUAUAUGGCCUGCGCCGGUUUAGGAGAGAGAGAUUAAACACCGCGCGUAUCUCAAGUCGACAAAGGAAAUCACUGCGGAAGAACCUACGGGAGCGAUUGGAGGAUGACCUUUCCGAUUAUGAGCCCGUGGCCAAGACACAGCAACAAGAGAAAUUCUCCGGAGCGAGGGAGUUCUUCUACCAACGUCCACCUGGCGACGAGUUCAGAGAGUGGCACUGUCUGUAUUGCUCCGUCUGCAAGACCUACGAUGAUCAUCCCGAGAAGGGGCCUUUGGUAUUCUGUCAGGGGUGCACAUCUUCAUACCAUCAAUCUUGCCUAGGUUUGCGAAGCGCUCGAAAGCAUCUAGUUACGAAAAUCCACGAUGGUUUCAUUCUCCAGUGCCAUCGCUGCUUGGGAGUUGACAACGAACGGCACGAUGUAUGCCCUCAUUUGGGCUACUGUGCAGGAUGCAAACAAGGAGGCCCAAUGUCAAAGCCACUGCGAGAACGUCUUACAUCUCAAGAAGAACAGCAGCUGCGAAUUGAAAAUGGAGGCAUAGAUCCAAUCACUGCUGUGAAUAUGUCUAUGGUCAACAGCAAAAGCAUCGAGAGCAUCCUUUUUCGUUGCGUCGAGUGUCAUCGAGGUUUUCAUCUACAUCAUUUGCUGAAACAAGGAAAAUCUGUGGCAGAGCGGGAUAAUAUCGAGGCGUUAUUCGCUCAGUUUAGCGUUCACUGGCAGUGCAAGGAUUGCUCUGAUGCCCCUGGAGACGUUGAAACUAUCGUGGCCUGGCGACCAGCCAACCCCAAAAAUAGCAAAGCCCUGUCUGGCCGUCUGGUUGAACUUGUGCCAGAGAUCGACAAAGAAUAUUUGGUCAAAUGGAGAAAGAUGUCCUAUUUCCGUGCCACUUGGGUCCGUGGCGACUGGCUCUGGGGUGUCACUUUCCACACCACGCGUCAAAAAUUCUUCAACAAGUUUCCUAGGCCAAUUUCAAAUGCCGAAAAAGCUAUUCCAGAGGAGUUUCUUCGAGUGGACAUUGUAUUCGACGUUGUCUAUUCAGAAGCUGCGACUAUGCCAGAUGACAAAACAGAUCCGUCGAUGGUCGAACGCGCCUAUGUCAAGUAUAAGGGCUUGGCGUAUGAAGACUCGGUCUGGGAAUCGCCCCCGCUCCCCUUCGAGGCUCAAUGGGACGAUUUCAAACUCGCUUUCAAUGACUGGAUGUAUCAGGAUACCAUUCGCCCGCCGCCUGAGAUGGAGGACUGUCUCUCGCAGCUUCGAACACAGGAUUUUGAAACAAGCCUUUUAUUGGACUCUCAGCCAAAGCUCAUGACGGGGGUUGGCGAUCUCAUGGGAUAUCAGCUAGAUGGCGUCAAUUGGCUCUAUUACAAGUUUCUACAGCAGAAAAAUUGCAUUCUUGCUGAUGAUAUGGGCCUAGGAAAAACCAUCCAAGCCAUUGGUCUAUUUGCGACUUUGAUAGAGCACAGCUGCUGGCCGUUUUUAGUCGUGGCUCCUAAUUCAACUUGUCAGAAUUGGCGUCGCGAGAUCAAGGCCUGGGCGCCUAAGAUUCGGGUGGUCACAUACUAUGGUUCUUCGAAUGCUCGUCAGAUGGCCUGGGACUACGAGAUGUUUCCUGACGGCAAAGAACUCCGAUGCCACGUGGUGAUCGCCUCUUACGAGAGCAUCAUCUACGAUGGGGCUAAGAUUGACAAGAUCAAAUGGGCAGGUUUGGUGGUUGAUGAGGGACAACGCCUCAAAAAUGCCAAGUCUUUACUCUACAAGCGUCUUCACCACAUGCCUCCGAAGCUCGGUUUCCGAGCGCUGCUUACAGGCACACCUCUCCAGAACAAUAUUCGGGAGCUGUUCAAUUUGGUUCAAUUUCUGGACACAAGCAGAAAUGCGGGACAAUUGGAACAGCAGUAUGGAGACCUUACUUCGGACAACAUCCGGGCUUUGCACGAUAUGAUCCGGCCCUUUUUCUUACGACGCACCAAGGCCGAGGUUCUGCCGUUCUUGCCGCCUAUGGUACAGAUAAUCGUUCCCGUCUCUAUGUCUACUGUGCAGAAGAAGCUCUACAAGUCGAUCCUCAGCAAAAGCCCAGAGCUGAUCAAGGCAAUUUGUCAGAAAAGCCAGUUGAAGAAAUCCGAGCGACAGAACUUGAACAACAUCUUGAUGCAGCUCCGAAAGUGUUUGUGCCACCCUUUCGUUUACAGCCGUAAUAUCGAAGAACAGACGCUUCACUAUGAUCCAGUUGUUUCACACCGGCACUUGGUAGAGGCAUCUGGAAAGCUUCAGUUACUUGGCCUAAUGCUGCCGAAAUUGCGUGAACGCGCACACCGAGUCUUGAUCUUCAGCCAGUUUCUAGAGAAUCUGGACAUCGUUGAGGACUUCCUUGAUGGCCUUGGAAACGAAUACAAAUACCGUCGCCUAGAUGGUAGUUUGUCGUCGUUACAGAAACAGGCACAGAUCGACGACUUUAAUGCUUCCGACUCUCCUUAUUUCGCGUUCCUAUUGUCCACCCGCUCCGGCGGCGUUGGCAUUAACCUUGCAAGUGCAGAUACCGUCAUCAUUAUGGAUCCAGACUUCAAUCCGAAACAGGACAUACAGGCACUUUCCCGUGCGCAUCGAAUUGGUCAAAAAAACACAGUUCUUGUAUUCCACCUGGUCACUCGAGAUACCGUGGAAGAACGUAUUAUGCAAAAGGGCAAGACAAAGCUGGCAUUGGACCACGUGCUUAUCGAACGCAUAGAGAAUGAAGACGAGGAGAAUUUGGAAUCUAUCCUCCGACAUGGUGCUGAAACAUUGUUCAGCAAUGUUUCUGCAGACAUCACAUACACCUCCGACUCCAUUGACAGACUCUUGGAUCGAAGCCAAGCGGAGCAAGCAGACAAAAUUGCCCAGGACACGACCACUACCGACCACUCUCAAUUCAACUUUGCGCGCGUGUGGCAGAAUGACAGAGGAACUCUUGAGGCUAUAACCGAAGGUGAAGAGACUCCUGUGGAUACAACCUUUUGGGAUCAGAUCCUCCAAGAACGUGAGCUCGCAGCAGCAAAAGAGGCCCAGGAAAAAGUGGAGGGCCUUGGUCGUGGCAAGCGCAAGCGAGCAGCAGUCAACUACAGUACUAAGGACGAACUAAUCGAUCUCCCGCCUGUGAAACAGCAGAAGACGGGCGACGCUGACCAGGAGUUCGAGCUAGAGGAGGAUGAGGAUGAGGCUGAGGAAUCGGAGUCGAGUGAAAUCGAGGCAGUGCCCGAAAUCAUCGAUUUAACGGAGAGUGAUCGGCCUCCGCUUCAAGUCAAACCCCGUCUAUUCGUUCCAGUCCAGUCUCCUAAAGCACCAAUCCCUUCUAAACUACCAAUUCCUACGGAGAACAACACCAACGCCACACAUCGGCCUGCUUGUAUCGUCUGCAGCCAGAAACAUCUAGGCGGUAGAUGCCCAUUGAAGUUGGCUGGCGUCCAGAACUGUCCGCUUUGCGGUCUAGCACAUUUCGGCGAACGUCGCUCUUGCCCACAUCUACUGUCUCCAACCCAAAUCCGUCGAAUGAUGGCCGCAUUGUCCAAAAGUACCGAGGCUCCGGUACUCCUUGACUUGGCGUGGAAGUAUCUGCGUGGUGUCAUGGGUCACUUGAAUGCACGUGAACGGAAGGCGGCUGGCGCUGUGGCUGCCCAACAUCAUCAUAAUCAGACCUCCCAGAGUCCCGUUCCUGUCAACUUAUCCGUCGAUCGAUUUUUCGCUUCUCAAUCACCCGUCUUCCAACAUGUCACUACUGGCUUGACGACCGCAAAGCAGGAUAGGCCGCAUAAAAUUUACACUUCGCCCUAUUUUGCCCCGGCCUGCCAGGCGCCUGCUUCGAAGCCUCACAGUCCUCCGUCUUCUUUCCCCGCUGAGAAGGAGGUCUGA